CACCCGUCGUCGCGACUUAUCACUUCUCCCUUCCACACCUCUCGUUGCGUGCUGCCGUAGCGCCCAUCGCGUUGCUCCAAGCCGCGCUGCUUCCCUAGAGUGCGCGCGGGGCCACGUCUACCCUUGCACUGUGUUGCCAUUGCGCGCGCUAGCACGGACUGCGGCUGCCAGCAGCUGCUAGGGUAGCGCGAUGGGUGGCGAGGGGAGCGAUAGUGAGGGGAAGGAAAUAGCGGGGAGAGGCAUUAUGCGGGCCCGCGGCAAGGAGGGCGGCGGCAGAGAGGAGUUGGCCGUGAACCCACGCAACCCUCGCGCGGGCGCGAUCGGCGACGGCGCCGAGAGACUCGACCAUGAUGACGCGGAGGACGGUGACGACGAUGACGUCAGCGGUGGCGCGGACAGCCCUCCGUUCCGCCCGCCGCCCCCCGCGGAGCUGCUGGCGGACGACGACGAGGACUCGCUGGUGGGCGUCAGAGCGGCCUUCCCCGCGUCGUUCGGCCGCCAGGAGCAGCGCGUCACGCCGCUCGAGGCCGUGCACGCGCGCACGGCGCGCGGACCGGCGGAGAGUGUUACGGGGGGUAAGGGGGGAGCGGGGGGAAAAGGGGGCGCUGGGGGGCCGAAGGGGAAGAAGAAGGCGGGCGGGAUGACGUUCAGCAUCGGGCCGAGCCUGGCGAAGAGGUUGGGCGAUGGCGCGAAGGCAGAGCUGGCGGGAGCAGCGGAGGCAGGAAUGGCGCAAGGAGGGGAUGUGGCGGAGGGAGGGAGGGGGGGAGGCGGAGGAGGAGGAGGGGCGGAAGGCGGGAAGGGAGGAGCAGAGGCGGUGGGUGGUGGGUUGAGGGGCGCAGGGGGUGUUGCGAAGGGGUCAACGGGAGCCGGGGAUAGGCCAGCAGGAGGAGGAGGAGGCGGGAGAGGGGCAUUAGGUGCAGUGGGUGUGGAGCAAGAGGGGGGGAUGGAGAGCCAUGGCGCUGGGCAUGCGGAGAUCGGCCCCCCGCCCCCGCCACCCCACGCGCCUGUGGAGGACAGGGCACGCGCCCUGAUCGGCCCGCCUGCCCCCCCUGCUCGCAGCAGGCAGCAGCAGGGCGCGCGGAAGAAGGGUCGGGGGGCAGGGCGGGCGGAUGGGAUGGGCGGUGGUGGGAGCAGCGAUGAUGAGAGCGAUGAGGAGGAGGAGGAGGAGGAGGGGGGAGGGAAGGAGGCGGACGAGUUUGGGGUGCCGGUGAGCAACGAGAUCGUGCUGGGCGGCCACACCAAGGCGGUGGCGGCGCUGGCGGUGGACCCCACGGGCACGCGUGUGAUCUCGGGCAGCUACGACUACUCGCUGCACUUCUACGACUUCCAGGGCAUGGACUGGCGCCUCAAGUCGUUCCGGCAGGUGCUGCCGUUCGACGGGCACCAAGUGCGCGCCGUGUCCUUCAGCCCCACGGCCGACAUGUUCAUCGUCGCCACCGGCAACGCACAGGCCAAGAUAUACGACCGCGACGGGCGCAGCAAGGGCGAGUUUGUGCGUGGGGACAUGUACAUCCGCGACCUGCGCAACACCAAGGGGCACAUAGCGGGGCUCACGGCGGCGCAGUGGCACCCGUGCGAGCGGCACACGGCAUUGACGGGCAGCGAGGAUGGGUCGCUGCGCAUCUGGGAUGUGAGGGACUUCAAGACGCAGAAGAAGGUGGUGAAGCCGAAGCUGGCCCGCCCAGGGCGGGUGCCGGUGACAGCAGCGGAGUGGGGUCCGGAUGGCCGCAUGGUGGCCGCUGGACUCAACGACGGCUCGCUGCAGGUGUGGAGCGUGAAGGCGGGGUGGGGCUCGCUGCCCGACCUGCUGUGCUUGGACGCGCAUGAGAGGGGUGACGACGUCACGGGGCUCGCCUUCUGCUCCGACGCCUCCACACUCGUGUCGCGCUCCAUGGACAGCACCAUGAAGGUGUGGGACCUGCGCAAGUUCAAGCAGCCGGUGAAGGUGUACUCCCACCUGCCCAACCACUACCAGCAGACCAACGUGGCGUGGAGCCCCGACGAGCGCCUCUUCUUUACCGGCACCUCCGCUGAGAAGGGCGGGCGCGGCGGGCAGCUGCACUUCUACUCCAAGGAGUCGUUGGACCUCGUGCGAGUGACAGGCGUGUCAGCGGACCAGAGCGUUGUCAGGGUGCUGUGGCACGCCAGGCUCAACCAGCUAUUCGCCACGUGCGGCGACAAGAAGGCGGGCGGCACGCACAUCCUGUACGACCCCACCCUCAGCGAGCGCGGCGCCCUCGUGUGCGUCGCCCGGGCGCCGCGCGCCCCUCGCCCUGAGGACCUGUGUGCGCGCGUGGCGGCGCCGGCCAUCAGGAACCCGCACGCGCUGCCCAUGUUCCGCGACGAGCCGAGCCGCAAGCGGCAGCGCGAGAAGGCGCGCAAGGACCCCGUGCAGAGCCAGCGCCCCGACCUGCCCAUGGAUGGGCCGGGCCACGGCGGGCGCGUGGGGCAGACCAAGGGCACGCUGCUCACACAGUACCUGCUAAGGGAGGGCGGGCUGCUCAAGGAGACGUGGAUGGAGGAGGACCCGCGCGAGGCCAUCCUCAAGUAUGCCGAGGCCGCGGAGAAGGACCCGCAGAUCAUCGCGCCGGCCUAUGCCGCCACGCAGCCCAAGACGCUGUUCCACGAGUCGGACGACGAGGCGGACGACUAGUGACCAUGUGGCAUGCGCUGCUGCACACGCCACACCCUACCGACCACCGCCCUGACGCAGCAGCAACACAGCGCAGCCUACAAUGGUGUUGCAGGCACGGGAGCAGGGCAGGGAGGAGGGCUCAGAAGCUCCUCCAAACGCCCACUCCUCUCUCCGUCCACCUUGCCGCGCUGUUGAUCCACGGUAACAGCCGCAGCUUCUCAGCACAUGUGAAUGCUUGGAUGGAAAUAAAAGUUGCGCAUCCCAGAAUGGGCCUGAUGGAGUCGCCGUGCCGCUGAUUGAUGGGUAUGUCAUGAACCAGCCACAUGCCAGCACACUCCUUUGGUGUGAGCAGGGCAUAAGCUCUGGAUGUACAACACGAGUUUUCAGUGCUCUGCCCAGUUAACUCACACUGCACUCCUGUGGGUGCUUAGCUGCCUGGUCAGUUCAGAACCCUCUCUCU
This is a messenger RNA of Closterium sp. NIES-67, 3095 nucleotides long. Lineage: Eukaryota; Viridiplantae; Streptophyta; Zygnematophyceae; Desmidiales; Closteriaceae. The record is from the annotation of a GenBank genome assembly.